Molecule: messenger RNA, 4647 nt
Organism: Hemicordylus capensis (graceful crag lizard)
Lineage: Eukaryota; Metazoa; Chordata; Lepidosauria; Squamata; Cordylidae
Gene: TNFAIP1
Product: TNF alpha induced protein 1
Exons: 7
Coding region: 290-1231 (313 amino acids)
Biological process (GO): negative regulation of Rho protein signal transduction; protein ubiquitination; proteasome-mediated ubiquitin-dependent protein catabolic process
Cellular component (GO): Cul3-RING ubiquitin ligase complex
Molecular function (GO): ubiquitin-protein transferase activity; protein binding
Source: RefSeq, a predicted model, not a curated record
CCGGGAGCUCCGCCCUCCGGCCGGGUUGGGUGAGCCUCGCUGGGGACCGGCUCAGCGCGGUGCUCCGGCUGUCGCCUGCCGGGAGCUUCGGAGACACGGGGGCCGCCGGCCUGGUGCGGCCUAGAGCGACGCCGAGCCGGGGGACCAGCGGCCGACGCAAACCCCACCGCUGACACUGACGCUGCCCAACUUGCCCCGCCCCAGCCAGUGACCCUACGCCCCUCCCCCAACCACGGCGGAGUCGGCCAAGCCCACCCUCUGCCGAGUCGUCAUCUACCUGCAGAAGGAGAUGUCUGGCGACACUUGCCUGGCGACCCUCUGCGCCGCCCCGGGGGGCAAGCCCAAGAGCAGCAGCUUCCGAGCGGGCGGCCUCGGCAACAAGUACGUGCGGCUCAACGUCGGCGGCUCCUUGUAUUACACCACGCUGCAGGUGCUGACGCGGCACGACACCAUGCUGAAGGCCAUGUUCAGCGGCAGGAUGGAGGUGCUCUCGGACAAGGAAGGCUGGAUCCUCAUUGACCGCUGCGGGAAGCACUUUGGGACCGUUUUGAACUACCUCCGAGACAACAAGGUUGCUCUGCCCAAGAACCGGCAGGAGGUCAAGGAGCUGAUGGCCGAAGCCAAGUAUUACCUCAUCCAGGGCCUGGUGGAGCUGUGCCAGGCUGCCCUGCAGGACAAGGAAGAGGCUUACCGUCCCAUUUGCAACAUCCCUGUCAUCACGUCUCCGAAAGAAGAGGAGCGGCUGAUAGAGUCCGCCAUGAAACCUGUGGUGAAGCUGCUGUACAACAGAAGCAACAACAAAUACUCCUAUACAAGCAACUCCGACGACAACUUGUUGAAGAACAUCGAGCUCUUUGAUAAGCUCUCCCUCCGCUUUAAUGGAAGGGUCCUCUUCAUCAAGGACGUGAUCGGGGACGAGAUCUGCUGCUGGUCUUUCUACGGGCAGAGUCGGAAGCUGGCCGAGGUCUGCUGUACCUCCAUCGUCUAUGCCACGGAGAAGAAGCAAACCAAGGUCGAAUUCCCCGAGGCCCGCAUCUACGAGGAGACGCUGAACGUCUUGCUGUACGAGACCCCCCGGGUGCCGGACAACUCCCUGCUGGAGGCCACGAGCCGCAGCUGGAGCCAGGCUGCUCCGAGUGAAGACGACGAGGGCUUUGAGCUGCGCGACCGGGUGCGACGCAUCCACGUGAAGCGCUACAGCACGUACGACGACCGGCCGAUCGGCCACUAGGCCCUCGCGGCGGACCCUGGCCGAGCGGGCCGGGAGGAGCGGUUCUCCGCUGAGAAAGUGUUUGGCUCCGAAGCGCAAGCCGCCGGCCCCCGUGAUGCUCCUUCCGGAACGGCCCCUGGACCAUACAGUCACUCACUUGGGCCGAGAAGCCGCGGCGAAGGCCAGCUUGGCGUUGACUUUGUGCCGGCCGGUCUGACCCCAUGCUCUGCUGAAGGGGCGCGACCUUGAGUGCAUCCGCUGAAAGAGACUCUCUUUUCAGUCGGUGUCUCUUCUAGGGGCAGGCAGGCUCUUUUGGUCUUGGGAAGGGGUUUCUUUGGUUAGGUUUCUUCUCUGAACUUGUGGCCCUUGUGGGAAGCCCUUCUGGGGCAGGCAGCCUUGGAGGACUUGGCUCCAGGAGCUCUCGCUUGGUGUUCGCCUUUUCUUCUUAGGCAUAGAUCUUUUUUCUCUUUUUUGAGACAGAAUCUCGUUGCUGAGGACAGUGCCUGAAGCCCCCCAAACACUCCCGAAUGUAGCCAACACUACCCCUUGGCGGCCGAGCCAGAUGCAAGGACUCGAUGGCCCCUUCUGCUAUGGACCGCUCAGGGUGGUUUUCUCAAGGAGAAGGUGGCUUCUGCCACCCCGAGCUGGGAAGCCGUAGAGGCCACCCGCUUCCUUUUCAACUGCACACCUGUUGCUUGGUGCUGGGCGAAGCCUGGAAAUCCUUUCCGGCUCCUUGGAAGUUCUCUCCCCUCCUUGUGUGAGGAACUGGUGUGUGUCUGGGGUCAGGGGAAGCAAGUGGAGGCCCAGGGGAGGGGUGAGUGGGUGGGGGGCUCGAGGCCUUUUCACACAACCAGCUGAGGACCUAGUAUCUAAAUCACACGUGGCACCUUCUCACCCAGCUGGCUUCUGUCCCGUUGGAGUUGCAGGCCGAUUUUGUGUCCUGUGACGUCAGUCUUAUGGUGGGAAGGCGGGAAGGUAGCAGAGAACACUGGGGCAAAAUCUUCUAGGGCCUAAGGACAGGAGGGGGGAGGUUAACUGGGAUUGGCACGAAUCAGUUUGAAUUUGAAUCAGUUCAGUUUGGAACCACUGAAUAGAGUCUCUAUCUGUCUUCUUCCAUCUCCCCACUUAGGGAUGUGCACAAAAUUUGCACUAAUCGAUUCAGCUCAAUUUGGAACUACUGAAUAGAGUGGAGAUUCAUUCGAAUCGAUUCGCAUUUGGCCAACUUCAAAUUGCAUUUGGUCGAAUUGCCCAGGGUAGAGGCUUUGUUUUGCAUUUCCCAUGAAUGAAUGGUGGGCAGGAGUUCACCAAUGUGCUCACUGUGGUGUGUGUUCCUCUAGUGCAAGGGCCUCCAGCUGCUGGUGAACUACAACUCCCAUCAUCCCCCUGCCACAAUUUAUUGUAGUUCAACAACAGCUGGAGGACUAAGUUUGCUCUAGCCGGUUUGAUACCCUCCAGUGUGUGACAAAAGGGCGCUGGACCCACCCCAAGCCGGGAAGGGGGUCUUUUGCCCCUUAAAAAUGAGCAGACGUGUUGUGGUCGAUGCCAGAGUCCACUCCACUGGGGCAGGAAGUGUUAUCCUCCACUGUACUUGUGGUUGGAGAGGGACAGAUGUCCGUUGUGGGUCGAAUUGGCCAUGAAACACAAGACAUUUAAGCCUUACUUAGACAUUAAGUUGUACAGAUGCCUGUAAGUGGCCCCAGAUGCUGUUGGACUACAGCUCCCAUCAUCCUUGGCCACGAUGGCCCAGGCCUGAGAAAAGCUGCAGGACUGAGCUGGCUUUUGGUGGUGGUCCCUGCCGCAGCUCUUCCAAGAGGCUCAUCUUGAAUCAUUACACGAUGUGGCUUCUGACAAAUCCAGCGUCUUUCAGGUGCUGCAAAUAACCCUCACCUUCCGGUCCCCAUGGAUUUAUUGGUAGCUUGGAUUUAAUUUUUUUGCACCGUGCACCCUUUAAAGCCAUAGGUUUAACCCUCCCCCUAAAGCGGACGUCUUAUUUGCCCUUCUGGUCUUAGUUGUGUUUCCACCCUGGACUCUUCACUUUGCUGAUGCAACUGCUUCAUUUGCAUACCUUUUUUUGUGUUUCCACAGCCUCUUGGUUUCCAUGGUUUCAGGUUUUCAGCUUGAAAUUAGCUAGUAGGUGAGUGGAGCCAGGGGAAGGGCAGGGAGGCAGUCCAAACAUCUUCCUGUAAUCAUGAGGGCUAGCACCUUGCUUUGUUUGUGUCUCUCUCGAAAGAAAUGUGCUCACACUCUGAGUGUUGAUGAUUCUAAAGGUUCUGACGCUCCAGUGGCAGCACGGCCUGCAUUCACACAUUGCAAAUCCUGUUUGGCAAGUGCCGGAGAGAUCCGCGUGCGUGUGUGCGUGCAUUAACCUAGAAGUUCAGGAGAGUGGGCAAAGAAUUUUAGGGUAACUUGCUCGCUCUUCACAAUAUAUGAUCCUUCUGUAUUUGCAGUGGUCUCUCUUUGGUUCCGAGGAGUAUUGCCGAUUUUAAAAUGUUGGUGCAAAUGAUCACCAGAGUAAAUGAUCACUACCAUUUUGCUGCACCAGAGUGAAAUUUCCAGCGCUCCUGUUCCCCGCCUCCGCAGUGGGUGUGAUGUGACCUCAGGCUUGCUUAUCUUGGACUAAACCGGCUUCUCGACUCCCAGGAGUUACUUCACUGCUAGGCCCCAGCAGGAAACCAGCCUGCUUUAUAUCCACAGAGGGUUCCCUCCUUCAGAGCAUCCCUUUAUUGUGCUAAAUCAGCAGGGCCUUCUCUGGCGUGGCCCCUGCUUCGACUGACCUUCAGAUGCCAGAAACCCAAAGGACGUGGGCUCUCAAGCGUGAGUCUCCAGCUGUCUUUGGACUACAACUCCCAUCAUCCUCAGCCAGAAUGGCCUGGGGAUGAUGGGAGUUGUAGUCCCACAGCUGGGGACUCGGGUUUGAGAAACUGCUGUCAGAGAAGCAGUUUUUUAAAGGUGGAGGGAGAGGGAGGGAGCAUGUUCUUAUUUUAGAAAGAUUUCUGUGAUACAUAUAACAGUUCCCUGUCUGAAUUGCUGCUCGGUGGCGUUGAUCUUACUCUGUUUUGUUGCUCAAGGAGAAUAUUUUGGUCUUGAAGCUUUCAUUCAGCCCGAGCCUGCCCUUUGAACUGGAGGUGCUCCAGGCUUUCAGGAGGUGCUCCCCCCUCGGAGGAAGGAGUGCUGUCCUCUCCCGCCUAGAUUGAUCGGCGGUUGUGUGGAGUUCUCCCCCCCCCAAAAAACAACAACCCCCAAACAACAACAGAGAGAUAAGUGUAGCCUUGCCGUCUCCCACAGCUUGAUGGAGCCGAACAGUUUAACCUUCACCCUGACAUUUACGUUUCUGAGCAGAGACAUUUAAGCAUCAGUAACAUUCUGUUCUGCUGACAUUUUUAUCAUCUCUUUGUACUUGAAUGAUGAAAAUUAAAUUUAAAAAACAAAAAAAAGCA